CCAGAUGGGAUAAAAUUAAUACCGUCCGUUCCGUUCGGUCGUAUUUUAUCCGGCGGGGCGAAACGACACCUCGAACUCAAAGAAAUUGUUUUCCAACGACUCGUUUCCAUACUAGUUAUGGUUGCUGCUGCAAAAACAGCUGACUCGUUCAGUCGUUUUGCACGACAUCGCUAUUUGCAAUUUGCAACGUUCUUUGGUAACGUAUGCUAAUUUUAUUAUCUCAGCAACACUGUAUUCAAUAUAGAAUGCGCGCAUGCAAAUUGAAAGCUGUAAAAACGGUGUCGCGGUCUGUGCCUCGCGGGAAGCGAGCGAGAUUAUCAUUUCUAAUGUUGAAUAUGUAAAUGCAUAAAUCGUUCGAUGAAUCGAUGAAAACAAGGUGUUACGAGUAACCGAGGCCUAGAGCCAGUUCACACGUGCCAGUUUCCUGCAUGCGAUAAACAUAUUGAUUUACGGACGCUGCACAGAAGGGCAGCACUUUGACCAGAGGUACGCAUAAUUCGCAAUUAUCGAAUUGGGGAACGCGCACGAGAGGUACGUUCUCUCUCUCUCUCCCGCUCACUAUCUAUUUAUCUAUCCAUCUAUCUGUAUAUCUACCAAUCUAUCUCGCUCUUUCUCCAUGAUAAUAACUGAACGUAAUUACAACGCGAUGAAACGAGAUAUCGUUUCUAUUUACGAGCCAAAGCAACUUUCUUAUCACUUCCGCGUGCAUACUCGCCCCGCAGGAAGUCGAUCGAACCAUCGACGAAAAGGUAUAAAAGGUCUACGCGUAUAUCUGUCGAGAUUUUUCUCUUUCCUGGAAAAAAGAAUACGAACACGGCAGGUCGACUAUCGAAAAGUAGAAAAAUAUAUCAGCGCGUCUCACUUGCAAUUUCCGAUUUCUUGGAACAAGGUAUACAUGUCCGGAUGUGAAACAGAGUGGGUAACCGGAUUAAAGGUAUCGCUAGUUUUGUCGAGCAUGUGACCGUACGAGCGGACGUCUUCAUCAGGGAACUACCAAUCAGGAUGUGUGCUCGUGGACAAAAAGUGGACGGUCCAUCUGAAGAAAGAAGUAAAUAGAAGGCAAAGGAUACAGAAGAAGAGAGAGAGAGAGAGAGAGAGAGAGAGAGAGAUAAAGCUAGAGGAGAGAAGAAUGAAAGGAAAUAUACGAGGGACAGAAGUCGAGAGGGACGUGGCUGAAAAGCUUUUAAUGGCACCAACGGGCAAUGAGAAGACGAUCGAGCGGGUAGCUCGAGUCGAGGGAACAAUUACCGCAAAACGACGCCGUGGUCGAUCUUACGGCUCGUCCAAGUGGAAAUCGGAGCGUACGAAAGGCGGGCAAAAAGCGCGAGGUAGGCAGCGUGUCAUCGCCGAUGGCGCGCGCCUCCCUCUUUAAUUCAUGAACCGAACGGCAGCUACGAGAACAGAAGAUCGGAAGGCAACCGAUGAUCGGCAACCCGAUAAUCUUCCAGACUUUCUUGCCUGCCUAGCCGCGGCGUACAGUUGACAGUUGGGGAAUCCGCGCGCGGCUUCGAUCCUAUAAGGUUCCGACACGGACGAAGAAACUUUAGUCGAUUCCUCGAAGGUUGCCAUGUUUAGGUCGAACACCUGUGCGGACUUUUAUGGACGUCUUCCCACUCGGGGAACGACAGUCCCGAUCGGAAAAAGAAAUCGGUGCUCGAGUGUCGCCAGAAAUGAUGCAUUAAGUGCUUCCGUCGCUCGAGCAUCGCGCAAAAACGGCUCGACGCCGAUCCGAAUCGAGUGCGGCUAUUUACGAGUCGAGAGGAAACAUUUCAAAAUCGUGCACAAUUUCUUCGAAUAACGUGCGAACGAACGAACGAACACCAUGACUCAACGUAAUAUAAUAACACGCCGGGACGGCUUUAGGCACCGACGACGACGGUGUGCACCGAUGCGUUCAACGACAGAAUGGAAGAAUAAUGUCGGGGACAAAGCACUAUUUGCUAGUGUGAAACGGUGAUAAGUCGUAAAAGUGUGCUUCGUGCGCGACUACGUUGCGAAAGAUAGUAGAAAGAGAUAGUCUCGUAAGGUGAGUAAUUCGAAAAAUGGCCGUAUUAUUAUUGUUACUUUUGUCGCGCUUAUUAUUGCUAUUAUUGUUAUUAUUAUCAUUACUACUAUUAUUAUUAUCGAGAGCGGAGUCCGCGACCCUAAUUCGACCAGACUACGUUAAAAACCAAUUGCGAAAAUUGCAAUUUCACCUUGUGCCUGUUUUUUCGUCCGGAUAAAAGACAAAAGCGCGGUGAGAGGCGUGCAACGAGCAACGAAUGAGCAACGAGAAGGUUGACGAUGGUUGAAAAAAAAGAAAAAAUGAGGCGGAAAAGAAGGAGCAAGAGAGGAAGGAUUCGUGGCACGUUUCGAUGACCGCUAGAAAACACAACCUUUCGACUUCGAGGCCCAUCUCUCUACUCGUUAUAUAGCCGGUCGUUCCGUCUCGAGCGGUUGGAGAAUUCGUUGACCACCCAUCGGGUGGUGGUUUCUGUUGUCGCGAACCGAACGUUCCCCUGGGACCGAGAGGAUUGACUCGUCGCGCGCGGAUUCUUUGGUGAAAAAAAAGGCGCAGAAGAAGAGGCGGGACGAGGACGGCGGCUUUAUGUUAAACGGAUUAGACAGCGGAAUGCGUUGUCUCGAUGAAUUGCUCCCAUAUGCCCGCUAAACGAUCGCAUUCUCAGAAGUCAUCGUGGAAUGUCAAGAUACGGAGAAUCGUGCAUCGCGACCGGAAUAAACUUCUUCUACUCUAAUUGCUCGCGUGACUAUGUUCGAUGAACGUUGCCAAUCGACGUUUGCAUUAACGGAGGAAACUACCUACAUAGUAUAAUGCGGCCAGCUUGUUUUUACACGGGUGCAAAACUCUACUGACAAACGGACGCUCGAGUUCAACGCGUUACUUAUCAAGCCGAUCACUUAAUUACACCAUUUCUAUAUGUUCGCCGGUUUUUACGUCGCGCGGAACCGGCGAUACUUUCUAAAUCUCUAAAUUAGAAGGGAAAAUUCAAAUUUCAAACUGGUCUCGGGACAUACCGACUAAUUAGAGCUUUUCGACGGAUACCAACGAAGAAUGCGUCGCUACGAAUGGGCACGUGGCUCCACAGCGUGCGCCAAUCUCAGAUAACAUCUAAAAAAAGGUUCUCGAUCCUAAUUCGAAGUGUGGACACCAUGAGACCUUAUUUGUAUUUCGUACCUACGGCGACAUUCCACGUCACAGAUAACAUCCGAUGAUCCUACGAGGUGGGGCGAAAACGACGCGACACCGCAGGACGCGGCACCCAUAACCGUCUUCCUCCUCGGGGACCUCCGUCGUAGAAACUGGCGUGUUUCCCUUCCUCGUAUUUUCCUCUCUCUCUCUUGUACGCGUUCGUAUUUAGAAAACGCCGGAUAACCCGCAGCUGGAGAAACUAGCAGGGACGAGGAAACGAGAGGAAGAGCGAAAAAAUCGAGAAUCUCGCCGCGAUAUAUCGUUCUGCGUUCGACGGCAAUCUGGUCGUUUGUCCCGUCGACGAAGGAAAUUACACUGUGCCGAAAAUCCGGCAAAUUCGAAGUACACCCGAGGAUCGUUGAAUUCCUGUGCAGCGGUGGCCGGCUACGAAAAAAGAUUCGAAGCGACGUUUUGACCGCCACUGUCGAAGGACGUGCACAUAUCUGUAGUCGAGAGUGGUCCUGAGGACUCGGAUUAAUCGGGGACAAGGCAAGCACAUUACCGUGGCUCCAGAUAGCAGUAGGAUAGCGCCACGAAAACCACCGUGAAACUCCGAGAACCCGACACCCGGGUUCGUUGAAAGCCCGUGGUAGAGCGGCCUGUCGACGAGAGAAAGACACCGGCAGGCCGAAAUGGAGAGAGAGAGGCUAAAUUGGUCCCUGGGCCUCCACCGAAUCUGUGACGGGUUAAUCCUCCCGGGUUCCACGAAGCAGGAGAGAAGAAGUUGCCCGCGGGAGAAGAUUAAAGAAAAGGAACUGCGGCAGAGAGAUGGAAUUGGAAUCGGAAACUUCUGUUGUUGGGAGAAUUUUUGCUACGUCCGGCCGAUUUCUACGGAUCACGAUCAACCACCGCGAGCACGGACCACCAGAGUUUUCUGCCUAAAAAUAUUUUUCCGAUAAACGAUUCGUCGAGAACGCUCGUUCAGGAAUUUUACAUCGUAAUUAUCUAGAAAUGAUUCGCACGGCAAUUCUAAGAUCGUAUCUAAUUGUCGCGCGUGUGUACCAGAGACACGCGUGUACGACAGAGAUCGCGCUCGGCCUGCGUAUACUACGGCUAUAGAGGAUAUCCUGCGUCGUGUACACUUAACGACGAUUCACGGCUACCCUGACUAAUUAUUCCGCUGUCGCGGGACCUCGCGUAGAAUGCAAGGGUCAUGCAGGUUGUCGCCUCGAUGCGCUCGGCAGGCUUUCGGAACACGAUUAAAAGGACGCAUGUCGCCGCAAACGAUGACAACUACCUACCACUGGCAUUCUCUGACUGUAGCCACGACGAUCCUUAUCGAACGAUACACACACACACACACAAUUGCGGUACUCGCACGUUUCCUGUAUCUACCGGAGCAUCUUGGGACUUGUACACAAUAGCGUUGGUGGUUAGUAACGAUCGAAGUUUGUCGCCAUCUCCGUGGAUCGUUUCCACGAUGUUGAUGGAUUACGAUCUCAUCGUGUUUGCGACAGAUAGGAGUUGAUUUCAACGUGUGUGUUACAAGCGUCUAUUUGCUAAAACAUUAUGUUUACGAUUACAAUUUCCAUCCAAUCCUUGAACGCUGUUUCAAAGGGGAAAGAGAAACUUUUGCAGAGUAGAAAAACGCGAUCGAGUGAAAAGUGCAGACGGUAAGAAAUUGUAAUAACUAUGGAAAACGAAACAGAUUAACGAUCGUAGAUGAUAUUGAAAAUGCGACGAUAUCGUUUUACAGAGGAAGAGGUAACGCGAACGACUAGGGAACUGACUCGGCGCGAUGUAAAGGGAACGGCGCUAAGAAUGUCAAGGUGCUGCGGUGACUCGAAAAUUGCCUGCGCGAGUGUGUGGUCUGUGCACUAAUGCGCUUUAAUUGUGACCCUCUGCAACGUGCGGCAACUCCUUCUUUUCCACCGGUUUACUACCGCGCAACACACUCGAACAGGGAAAGGCUGAGCGUAAACGUAGCACGGCGCGGCACGGCGUACGUGUACAAGAUGCACGCAACAACGCGAUACCUGGCUUGCGCGAUUGUGACAUCGGGUUAAGAUAGGUGCAGUUACGGAAAUUGAAUAAUAAUUGCAGACCUCGGUCACCCUUCUCCCUUCCUUCAAACGCCGCUUCCAUAGCGCGGCAACGGUUCAAGGGAAGAAAAAAGAAAAAGUCUAAUAACCCUGCUCGCCUCGCUAGUCGCUAGGCCACGCUCCUCUGGCCUAUCUGUCGAUCUCCUUAAUUAGAAUUCCGUUGGAAAGGCGAAAACAAUGGUACGCCAAGUGCCGGUAGUCCGCGAGAAGAUGGUCUAUACUCUCAGACCUUGCAACGUCAUCCGAUGUUCGUGACUAGUGGAUUCCUCUCGUCCUAUGUCUAUUUACUUUUUCACGUUGGCGAUCCGAAAUUUUCGAGUUUCGAUGUUUUAAUCGAGUCGCCCGUGACUCGCCAGAAAUAAUAGUUAGAGGGGGAAACAGGGGUAAAUUAGAAGAUCGAAGAACGGUGGUACGUGGUACAUUGUCUUGCACGAUAUAUGGCUAGAUCCCGAGGCUAUGAUCGAUAUCUAGAUAAAAUAUCGCGGAGGUAGAGUAAUCGGCCCUUAACCGUCGUACAUAAAUCAAACGACUUCAUUCACGGCGAAAAGAAACAACGUUUCGUACGAUGUAUGCGACAUAACGAUGCGUAAGUGGAUUUGGAAAACCGGUAGAAAACCUGAUUACCGCUUUCUCGUUCCCUCCUCGGUUUCUACGGGCAAUAGCGCGCGCGCGCGCGCAACCGCUGGCCGCGUUUAAUGAAGUGGCCUCUGUAGUUGCUCGAUAAUUUAUGAGCUCGUAUUAAUUACGGAAAUAUCGGGUACAAAAGUGGAUUGAUUUUACCGGACGGUCGAAAAGUAUCAUAAUAUUGGUAAAUGGAAACGAAGGAACGAGCGAACGACCUGACUGCAAACACGUUGUAGCCUGUCGAAGGUUGUUGGCGUUAUAAAGUUUUCAAUUUCUUUUUCGCGGCCGCGCUAUUCAUGCGAGAAGGGAUUCCAGUUAAUGGCCAAGAUCGGUCUGCGGAGAGGCGGCAUCGAACUUACAAGGUGAAAUUUGCCAGACCGCUUCCAAAAAGCUGCCUCAUUUCUUGAUUACACCGUCGGUAUACGGUUCAACAAUUAUGCAAAACAGCCGUCCUUUUAUUCGCGCCCCGGUGCAUCGUCCCGCAACGCUGUUAUUAUUCUCUCGAGAGAACAAAAAACGUUGCGACGAAUAAUGCACUUCCGCCACAAAACUAUACCUAAUAAUUCCUGCUGCAUUCAACGUGGUAACAAACGAGAAUGACAUUACCGAAUAACAGCAUUAUCUUUUUAAAUGUUCGCCUUUACCGUCACGUUAAUUAACGUGUAUCGUGGAUGGCCGCGUACUUGCCAACACACAGCUAGUCCUAUAAGUUAAGCGCCUGUAUCAUAAACUGCUAUAAUUCUGCGGAUGUCAAAAAACUGGACGACAACGACGAUGACGGUCUUCCGCCGUAGAAAAUGUCCUCGUGGUCGUCGUUGUGGAUAUUCGUAGCUGGCAAGCGAACACGGUCGGUGAUUCUUUUUCCGUUGCGUAAUACACGACGCAAGCUAAUGCGAUUAAAAAGGCAUUACGAUUACGUUCAAUUAUUAACAAUUAGAAGAACGGCAAAAAACAUAAUUACCCGCCAUUAAUCAACAAGCCUGCGCCCGCUUCUUCGCAACCGUUUAUACCUAUCUCCGUUUCACACGCGCGUCUUCUUUUCUUUCCUGCUUGCGUUACCUAUCGUCCCACCAUAUCCACUACCACCACCUAUCCACCAACGAUUACCUUAAUUCACAAAUACCGCGAAAUGUUUACUCUGUGGAAAAUAACUCUGAAAGAAUAGCGAACAAGGCCGAAGAUAAUACCAAAAGAUAAACGCGAUAACUUAAUUUCAUGACUAAAACAUGCUUAUUGUCUAACAUGGUUCAACCGAUCAACCGUUCAACGCGGUCGGUGUCGUCUUAAAUUUCACGAUUCCUUUAAUUUUCCAAUUUAGAAAUUGCUCCAGUUUUUCAAUUUAGAAAGGCCUCCGAGCUUCUUAAAUUUCGUACGAACGAAUUUCCAAAUUACUCGAGUUUCACGUUUGGAACGUUCCACUCGAAUCUACAUUGCGAACGUAAGAAGGAGACUCCAUGAUAAUUAUUCAUCAGAUUCUGUUACACGUCAGCUACGAUCGGUUAAGUAAUACGCGAUCAUAGUUACAAGUAGUCGGAGCUUGUGUUUGAAAUUUAUCGUCGGUACUGCGAGUAAUUAUCGGUUUCUAUAAAACUUUUUCAACGCCUCGCAUGCGCGCAAUUUUCCACGCAUGAAGACCGUGAUACGCCAACUGGGGAAGCGCAGCAACGCUGCAAUUUAGUAAUUAAUGGUGACAUUGCGGAUAAUUAACUGCCGUAAAUAAUUGUAAUUGUACUUAAGUUCUAUCCGUUGGUCGCGACUAUGCUGACGAGGGAAAAAAGAAAAAGAAAAAAAGCGACGAAUGCACCGUUGCGUGUUCUUUACUGGCAAACCUAGCCCAUCUUCAUCGCGGUCGUCAUCGCCGUUGUCGACGGUACCCGAGUCCGGUCUCGCUUUGUUCAAGCAAGGAUGAGCCUGUUCUUGGAACUGCUACGAGGACGAGAGACUAAUGCACGUAACGACAAAUACGACACAUAUCAUUCGAUACGAGGAGGAGGAGGAGGAGGAGGAGGAGGAGGAGGAGGCGGCGAGCACGCUGUCCCGCAGACAAGUCCUGCGAGCAGCACGAGUAGCUCGAGCCAGGUGACUCAGGUGAGCCUACAACAGGUGAGCCAACAAGCUCACCAACAACAAUCGGUACCGCCACCUACUACGACGACACCUCAAUCUACUCAGAUGGGAAUCUCUACGGAAGAGGUGAGGACCGAGGAAGAGAGCAGCCACCCUAGAGCAGCGCCGACCAGCCCUGAAAGUGAAACCGAGGUCGACGACUUUGCACCGAAAAGGAAACAACGCAGAUAUAGGACUACCUUCACCAGCUUCCAAUUGGAGGAACUCGAGAAAGCUUUCUCGAGAACUCAUUAUCCCGACGUGUUCACCAGGGAAGAAUUAGCGAUGAAGAUCGGUCUUACGGAAGCACGAAUACAGGUUUGGUUUCAGAAUCGACGCGCAAAGUGGCGGAAACAGGAGAAGGUUGGGCCUCAGGCGCAUCCGUACAAUCCGUACUUGGGAUCAGGUGCGCCACCACCAUCGGCGGUCGUCGCGCCGACCUUGCCGAACCCUUUCGCCCACCUGGGCACGUUUCCCCUGAGGAAACCCUACGACGCAUUUCGUUACCCACCUUUGGGUCACGGACCGGUCCUUCCCGGUAGUUACGCCGCUCAUCCCUAUCAUCGCGCGCCGCCACAUUUGCUACCACCUGGAAUGCCUCUGCCUUACACGUCGGCCGCGUCCUUUCAAAGUCUCCUGGCGAACAUAUCCGCAGCGCAGAGGCCGAAAUUGGUACGCGGUUCACCACCUCCGCCUCCGCCUCCAACGGCGCCCGCGAUCAGUCUCGCGCAUCCACCGGUUCCACCGCCGCCGCCGACAGCCAGUUCACCCCAAGGUUCGCCCACGGGUAGCGUCGGACUGCCCGACAUCGACAGACGAACCAACAGCAUCGCCUCUCUCAGACUCAAGGCCAGAGAAUACGAACUCCACCUGGAGAUGCUUCGCAAGAGCGGAGAUCUCAUCAGCUGAAGAGACUCGCUGUUCUAAAAACAGAUAGAAACUGCGAUUCCAUCACCGGUGCCUCUACAUCUACUCUGAUUCAUUGAUCCAAAUCGUCAACCACGACGAUGGUCGUCAUCUCUUCCCGUCGAACCACUGUUUCCUUUGACCCAGAUCGAGCAAACGGAGCCAGUGGAACGGAACUGCGUGGAAAAACCUGAAACGCGGCCUACCAUGCUGGCGUGGCCGAUGCGACAAGUGGUGGAAAAAUUCGCUCGUAACCUCCGAGAUACGCGUUGCCCAAUGCGAUCCUGCCGACCGAUACAAAGUAUAAACGUCUCCUUAGGUCCACGCUUUCGUAUGUUUCGUACAAGAUACGAGCCAAAGAAGUCGCCGCGAAGUAGCCGACCACUUUGUAAUUAAUCGCGUGUACGCGGAGGAAGGUUGAACAAUAGUUAUCCUUCUUUCACUUUGUGAUCACUUUGUGCCUUCGUUACGUAAUAUCUAAUCUUAGGAACGCUGGACUCGAUUGUAUUUCAAAUUGCGUGCCAGCGAUUAUCGAGUUAAAGAGGUAAACCGAACGCGAUCUCGGGAUACUUGUCAUCGUCUUAACUAUCGUUGGCUCUUAUGGAAUUCGAAGACUCUCGGUAAGACUUUAGGCAACAUGCUUCGUGCGACAGAUUUCUUGCAAUACACAACGCGAAACCAACGAUUCAAGCGUCGCGUCUGCGUUGACAACUCGAGCGGCUGUUUAGAAAACUCGCAAUUAGUAGACGAGUUUUUUGAUGGACGUUGGAAUUGUCAUUGCUCUUUAGCAUGGACCGUGACCCAAUGAAUCAAUGACUCAAGCGACAGACAGUUUUUACGACAUCGUUCAUUAAAAGAAGGACGAUAUACCUGUCCAUGUACAAACACGUUUCUUCAACCUUUCUCUUAAUGUCAUUCAGAAUACCGACUCUACGUUUAGACGAUUACGGAAAGAACGAAGAAUCAAGCGAAUGUGUUUCUUCGUAUACAAUAAUGCGUAUAAUAUGCAGUAACGGUGAGGCAAUGUUUCCAGCUAUAACAUACGUAUAUGUAUAGUAUACAUAUUUACGCGAAGUGCUUCGGAAUGUCUUUCAAAUCUAUCUUUCAGCGAUCGUGAAAAUUUAGGAUCCCGCGAAUACCGAUUUCGCCAAAACAACGACAAGUGCCUUUGUGAUCAUGGCUCGCGAGAAGCAUCCGAUGAGAUGACACCGGGACGAGAACAUACAGAAUUUUCGUGGAAUUUACAAGUGCGUUGAACGCGGAUUCGAUAGAUUUGAAAAACAAUCGGCGAAAGGAUGGAGGACGUGGUCACUCACCGUGUUUGGCGAACCGAGAACAUCUACUUGCGAUUAUAAGAUUAUUUUUAAGCAAACAUCAUCGAAAGAUGUCCGUCCAGAAAAAUACUUGGCUACGCGACAAGAACUUCGCUCUCGAGUAUAUUUUUAAUCGUACAAGACUUUUAUCGUCAAUAUCGAAAUUGUUAUGUUUUAUUCUAACAAGGAGAGUUAACGUUUCGAACCAAUGAAAUUGUAAGACGCGAGUUAAAGGAUUUUUGGCGAAAUAUUCGUCCGAUACGAACGAAAUUAUUCAAUUUCGGUUAUUUCUUUAUUUUUACAUAGAUCGUCGUACGCAUUUUAGAUAAGAGAAAAUACUAUUUAUAUACGCGUUCUUUAAUUCUUCAAUGUUCAACGACAAGUUAUAAUAAGUUUUACGACUGUAUAAGUAUACCUAGUUGCGUAAGUUACCUGUAAAUAAUUUACGAUGUAACUUUGUGAGGGGAUCUUGCAAAUAAUUUUCCGACUGCGUAUCGCACGACGAUAUUAGACUUUUUUUUUUCGAAAGUCGUUUCAGAGGAGCAACGUUCCAAACGUUCGCAUCGUACCAUAGUGAAGGAGAAAUGUUACGAUUCCUCAGAUGUUAGUAUAAAGAGUGAUCAAUCUAUUCGAAGAUCUUGGACAAAACGAAAAAAAUACAAUGUCGUUCAAACGAUUUCUCGUUUCAUUUUCCACGAGUAAAAACGAACACUAGAUUUCCA
This is a messenger RNA of Bombus pyrosoma, 10903 nucleotides long. RefSeq names its product homeobox protein aristaless-like. Gene Ontology annotation, molecular function: DNA-binding transcription factor activity, RNA polymerase II-specific; RNA polymerase II transcription regulatory region sequence-specific DNA binding. NCBI's taxonomy places the organism in Eukaryota, Metazoa, Arthropoda, Insecta, Hymenoptera, Apidae. The record is from RefSeq and is a predicted model, not a curated record. Gene Ontology annotation, biological process: regulation of transcription by RNA polymerase II. Bases 7762 to 8871 code for a protein of 369 amino acids. The transcript has 4 exons.